Erigeron canadensis is the source of this 3628-nucleotide messenger RNA. RefSeq names its product kinesin-like protein KIN-UC. Gene Ontology annotation, biological process: microtubule-based movement. The transcript has 23 exons. Gene Ontology annotation, molecular function: microtubule binding; microtubule motor activity; ATP binding. Bases 120 to 3416 code for a protein of 1098 amino acids. The record is from RefSeq and is a predicted model, not a curated record. NCBI's taxonomy places the organism in Eukaryota, Viridiplantae, Streptophyta, Magnoliopsida, Asterales, Asteraceae.
ACACACACUCUCUCUCACACACACGCACCGCCGUCCCUCUCGCCGGCCGGAGUUUCAACGUACCUUACUUUCUCUCUCUACCUUUCACAGUCACAACUAUAAUAUAAUUCAUUUGUUUAAUGCUUAUGCACACUGUUCCUAUCGUGCCGGCCUCUACUUUCUCUCUCUAUAUCUCAACAGCUAUGCAUGUUACAGAUUGUGAAGAACAACAAUUAAUGGCUUCCGGUACCAAAAUGUUGAACAAUAGGCACGUUACGCCACCGCCUGCCGGUAGAAAUGUUUCCGGCGGUGGCGGUGUUUCCGUACGGUCUAAAACGCCGUCGUCUUCCGGCUCUAGACGCUCCGUUACGCCGAAUUCUCGUUCAUUCACUCGUCAGAGUGAUGAUGAUGCAGAAUCUGGAAGAGUGAGAGUUGCGGUUAGACUGCGACCUAAAAACACAGAGGACCUAAGUUCAGAUGCUGAUUAUUUUGACUGUGUUGAACUACAACCUGAGCUUAGGAGGCUGAAGUUGAAGAAAAAUAAUUGGAGUUCUGAGGCUUACAGGUUUGAUGAAGUAUUUACAGAAUCUGCUUCCCAAAUGCGUGUCUAUGAGGCUGUAGCAAAACCUGUAGUUGAGGGUGUGUUGAAUGGGUAUAAUGGAACAAUUAUGGCUUAUGGUCAAACAGGAACUGGCAAAACUUAUACACUUGGGAAUUUGGGGAAGAAUGAUGCAUCUCAGCGAGGAAUUAUGGUUAGGGCUUUGGAGGACAUUAUUUCUAGUGCAUCUCUAGCAAGUGAUAGUGUGGAAAUCUCCUAUCUGCAGAUCUAUAUGGAAUCUGUUCAAGAUUUACUUGCACCAGAAAAAGUAAACAUUCCAAUUGUUGAGGAUCCCAAAAAUGGGGAAGUGGCAGUACCUGGCGCAGCGGUUGUUAAAGUGCAAAACAUGGACCACUUCUUGGGUUUACUGCAAAUUGGAGAAGCAAAUCGUCAUGCAGCAAACACAAAGAUGAACACUGAAUCUUCUCGCAGCCAUGCAAUUCUGAUGGUAUCUUUUAGAAGAAGUGCUAAUGAUAAAGAAAACAACAUAUCUUCUGAUGAUAGAAGUGUGUUAGUUGGUGGUCAUGUGAUACCGACUAUUCGAAAGAGCAAGUUACUUAUUGUUGAUCUUGCAGGAUCUGAGCGUCUAGACAAAUCUGGAAGUGAAGGUCACUUGGUUGAAGAGACAAAAUUUAUCAAUCUCUCUUUAAGCUCGCUUGGGAAAUGUAUAAAUGCAUUGGCUGAAAAUAGCCCUCAUAUACCCACUAGAGAUUCUAAGCUAACGAGACUGCUUCGUGACUCAUUUGGAGGCUCUGCUAGGACCUCUCUAAUAGUAACAAUCGGCCCAUCCUCUCGGCAUCAUACAGAAACCGCAAGCACCGUAAUGUUUGGACAACGGGCCAUGAAAGUAGUAAAUUUGGUAAAGCUGAAAGAAGAGUUUGAUUAUGAGAGCUUGUGCCACAAACUCGAGAAUCAAAUUGAUAUACUUACGGAGGAGGUAGAUAGGCAACAAAAAUCUAGAGCAGACAACACUUUAAAAUUAGAGAAUGAUCUUAAAAAGUGUCAAAGUAGCUUCAAGGAAACAGAAAAGUCUUUAAUCGCAAGGUGUGAGCUUCUGGAGAAGGAUAAAUCUCAAUUGGAAUCAAAACUAAAAGAUCUUCUUAAGGAGUUGAAUUCCCAGAAAGAUCAUAAUGAUACUGUUUCUAAAGAGAUUGAGCGUCUAGAAAGAAGCUUAAAGAAUUGUGAGUUGCUGGAGAAGGAGAAGGACAAUCUGGAAUCAGAAAAUAAAGAUUUUAUAAAGGAAUUAGAUUUUCAGAAGAAUGAGAACAAUUUGAUGCAUGAUAAGAUUGCACGUCUGGAACUCUGUCUAGAACAAAACAAGCAAAACCAGGUUGAAACAUCGACAUACCAAAAGGUACUCGCAGAUACAACCCAAAUGUAUGAGAAGAAAAUCAGCGAGUUAAUGUCACAUUUAGAAGUGGAGCGAGAACGGGCGAGCAGUGUUGAAGAACAGUUGCAUUUAAUGAAAAAUCUACUAACUGAUCAUCAAAAGUCAAUGGAGCAACACCAACUUGAACGUGCCAAGUACCAGAAGGCACUUGCAGAAACUACUCAGAUGUAUGAGCAAAAGGUUACGGAGUUGGUAAGACAAGUGGAGAACGGGCAUUCCCGUUGUGUUGGUUUAGAAGAACACGUUAAGUCAUUAAAGGAGGCUUCAACUAGUCGCCAGACUUCUCUGCAAAUUGAAGGACAAAAUGAGAUUGCUGCUCUUAAAAUGGAACUACAAAAAGUUUCUCGGCUGCAUGAAGUAACUCUAGGUGACCUUCAAUCAGUGAAAACUGAACAUAGGAAAUUAUCAGCAGAUAAGGCUAGAUUAAGUGAUGAACUUCAAGCAGUAAGAGAAGUGCUUUCACUUGAGGAAAAACGAAGAAAGGCUGUUGAGAAAGAGCUAAGUAACAUAAAUUAUGCUGUACCUGAAAGCGAGGACGACUUUGAGGAUAAGAGACCAUCCAUGAAAGAAAAUAUCGGACGAGGAUCAAAAAAUGGCUCCCCUUUGGGACUACAUAAUUCAAACAGAUCAAGGGAGUCAAAUUCCUUUCAGAGAACUACUAUAGCUAAGAUAUGCGAAGAAGUUGGUCUUCAAAAGAUUUUGACGCUAAUGCAAUCUGCUGAUUUAGACGUUCAAACACACGCUGUGAAAGUGGUGGCAAACCUUGCUGCUGAAGAUACCAAUCAGGAGAAAAUUGUACAAGAAGGGGGUCUAGAUGCACUACUCAUCCUAUUGCGAACUUCCCAGAAUACAACUCUACUUAGGGUUGCUUCUGGAGCCAUUGCAAAUCUAGCUAUGAAUGAACUGAAUCAAGCCUUAAUAAUGGGUAAAGGAGGUGCCGCUUUACUGGCACAUACAGCAUCUAAGACAGAAGAUCCCCAAACUCUCAGGAUGGUAGCAGGAGCUAUUGCAAAUUUAUGCGGAAACGAAAAGUUACAUUUGGUGCUUACCGAACAAGGAGGCAUUAGAGCACUUUUAGGCAUGGUUAGGUCCGGAAAUAAUGAUGUCAUCGCCCAAGUUGCAAGGGGAAUCGCAAAUUUCGCUAAAUGUGAAUCUCGGGCAAUAACUCAAGGACACAAGAAAGGUCGUUCUCUUCUAAUGGAUGAUGGUGUCCUUUCGUGGUUGCUUGCAAACGCCAAUAUAGCUUCGAUAUCAACUAGGCGUCACAUUGAGCUUGCUCUAUGUCAUUUAGCACAAAAUGAGGACAAUACCAGGGAUUUUGUAACCAGCAGAGGUGUUAAACAACUUUCAAGAAUCUCGGUUGAAUCCAGCAGGGAAGAUAUUCGCGACCUGGCUAAGAAGAUACUGAGAUUAAAUCGAUCAUUUAAAGCUGAGGUGCAACAAGAAUAACACAAUGUGUAUCUGUUCAAAUCUAACAACACUAAUUCAUGUGCUCAGUUGCUCUAAUGAAUUGGCCUUUUUCCUAGAUCACUAGUGAUCUGUGAUUUACUUGGUUAUAUUAACAAUGAGUUGGAAUGAUGUUACAAUUCCAUCGUGUAAAAUCUGUACUGGCCAAUGUAUAGAACCUAUUCAUAUCUAUAUUAAUGUUACGUGUUGUACUA